This is a messenger RNA of Dipodomys ordii (Ord's kangaroo rat), 1233 nucleotides long. RefSeq names its product INO80 complex subunit B (gene Ino80b). The record is from RefSeq and is a predicted model, not a curated record. Gene Ontology annotation, biological process: chromatin remodeling. The transcript is spliced from 5 exons. Bases 83 to 1153 code for a protein of 356 amino acids. NCBI's taxonomy places the organism in Eukaryota, Metazoa, Chordata, Mammalia, Rodentia, Heteromyidae. Gene Ontology annotation, cellular component: Ino80 complex.
UGGAGUCAGUUCUUCCGCGGGGCGGAAAAGGCAUGCGGCAGGUGUCCCGACGAUUUCCAGUCCCCUUUCCUUACAAGACCCCAUGAGUAAGCUGUGGAGGCGCGGGAGCACCCCUGGGGCAAUGGAGGCCCCAGAGCCGGGGGAAGCAUUAGAGUUGAGCCUGGCUGCUGCCCACGGCCACGGAAUGCACAAGAAAAAACACAAAAAGCACAAGAAGAAACAUAAAAAGAAACAUCAUCAAGAAGAGGACGCUGGGUUGACACAGCCCUCUUCUGUCAAGCCCCAGCUUAAACUCAAAAUCAAGCUUGGUGGCCAGGUCCUGGGCACCAAGAGUGUUCCUACCUUCACUGUGAUCCCUGAGGGUCCUCGAUCACCCUCUCCUUUGAUGGUGGUGGAUAAUGAAGAAGAACCUAUGGAAGGAGUCCCCCUAGAGCAAUACCGAGCCUGGCUGGAUGAAGACAGUAAUCUGUCCCCCUCCCCACUUCCGGAGUUGUCAGGAAGUUUAGGGGGCCAAGAGGAAGAGGAGGAACAAAGGUGGCUGGAUGCCCUGGAGAAAGGGGAGCUGGAUGAUAAUGGAGACCUCAAGAAGGAGAUCAAUGAGCGGCUGCUCACUGCUCGACAGCGAGCACUGCUCCAGAAGGCGCGGAGUCAGCCUUCCCCCAUGCUGCCGCUGCCGGUGGCUGCAGGCUGCCCGGCCCCUGCCCUCACCGAGGAGAUGUUGCUGAAGAGGGAAGAGCGGGCCCGGAAGCGGCGGCUGCAGGCCGCCCGGCGAGCCGAGGAACACAAGAACCAGACGAUCGAGCGCCUCACCAAGACUGCUGCGCCCAGCGGCCGCGGAGGCCGGGGGACGGCGCGGGGCGAACGGCGGGGUGGGCGCGCUGCAGCCCUGGCUCCCAUGGUUCGCUACUGCAGCGGGGCGCAGGGUUCCACCCUUUCCUUCCCACCUGGCGUCCCUGCCCCCGCCGCUGUGGCUCAGCGGCCACCCCCUCCGGGCCCUCCUCCACGCUGCUCCGUCCCCGGCUGCCCCCACCCGCGCCGCUACGCCUGCUCCCGAACCGGCCAGGCACUGUGUAGUCUUCAGUGCUACCGCAUCAACCUGCAGAUGCGGCUGGGGGGACCUGAAGGCCCUGCAUCCCCGCUUUUGGCUACUUAAGUAGUCAAACUUGGACUUUCCACCCUCGUCUAUGUCUGGUUUUCAUUGUCUUCUCCCACUUAUUAAAUUAUAUCCGGCGC